Messenger RNA from Danio rerio (zebrafish), 1221 nucleotides. It is a transcript of the gene swi5, whose product is annotated as SWI5 homologous recombination repair protein. NCBI's taxonomy places the organism in Eukaryota, Metazoa, Chordata, Actinopteri, Cypriniformes, Danionidae. Gene Ontology annotation, biological process: double-strand break repair via homologous recombination. Gene Ontology annotation, cellular component: Swi5-Sfr1 complex. The record is from RefSeq and is marked validated.
CGCAAGUACACGCAGCAAGGCGGGAAUUUCUUCAUCAGAAACUGCGCGGGACGGUUCACUGCUCAAGAGCGCCUCAUUAAGAGCUUAGAGGUCAUGUAAAUCAUAUGUUUUCAUUUUUAUCUUUAUUCUCAGUAGAAAGAAAUGAACGAGACAGCAGAACUACAAAUGAACACCCAACCCGUUAGCGAUGAUGCGCACGUCAAAGUUACGCCACGUCAAGGGGGCGUGUCUUCAAAAAGAAGACUUUCAGAAUCCAGAUGUAACUCUAGGAGCGUCAACUCAGGUUUUAAAUCUCCAGUACUGAAGCCUAGUAUGGUGAAAUCUCCUGUUUGUCUUGAGGAAGAAGUGAAAGAGCUCAAGAAAACACAGGAUUGUCUGGAUUCAGAGAUUGCCUCACUGGAAAAAGAAGGAUUUGUUGUACAAGAGCUGGAUCAGCACAUCGACCUGCUGCAUGAAUACAAUGACAUCAAAGACAUUGGACAAACUCUACUGGGCAGACUAGCCGGCCUGCGUGGAGUGACCACACGAGACUUGUACAGUCACUUUGGCCUUGAGUUGGAUGACUGACAGAUAUUGGAAGGGCCUCAUAAUACUGUUAGUGUUAUAUCUUUGUAUUUAUACAGAACACACCAGUGUUUUCUUCAUGCUAUUGGGCUGAAUGAGCCUAAUUAAGAAGUUUCUGUCUGAAAUAACUCUGAUUUAAUUUUACAUACAAACCUUCAAAGAAAUAGAAAGGUCUUUUGUUAACACUGUGAUAAGAAUUGGUUUGACAUUUUUCUCUGAGCAUCGUUUUCCUCAUAUUGUGUUGACGUGUUAUCAUGCACUCAGGAUUAUUGUGUAUGAACCGGUGUCUACGGCCAUUGUGUUGUCAUCCAAAUCUGGUGAAUUAGAGGAACAGUUUGUUUAAAAAUUCAAUGUCUGUCAUGAAUUCCUUACCUUUUAUUUUGAUUUGAAAUCCAAAACGAGAUGACAUGUAGCUUUGAAGUUGCUCACGUUGUAUGGAAAAGAGCAACAUGAACAUUUUUCGAAACGUCUCAUUUUGGGCUCUCCAAAUGAAAGGAAGUCAGAUUUGGCACAAUGAUGAAAGGUUCAUUUAUGGGUGAACUGUUCCUUUAGGGAAGUACUGUGUCAUAAAUUCUGCUUUAUUAUUGUUAUUAUUAUUUUUGUUUUACCAAUAAAUGCAUUUAUUUGAAAGUUAAUGAAAUAAAUUUAAGCAGUAUU